GCAGAGGGCCUGCACGGCGAGCCUCUGCGGCCUGGACAGGUGAACUCGGCCCAGGAGGGGGCGUUGCCGGGGAAGGGCCCCCUGCAGAGGCCGGCGCGGAACUCGGCCUCAGCCUGCCUGCAGCCAGGCUUCUGGACAGAUGAACCGGGGGAGAGUUUGCAAAAAACAAAGCAAAACAAACAAACAAAAAAACAACAACUGUGUUUCGUUUCAGGGCUCCUGAGCUCCGGGGCGGUUGUCGGCUGUUAGCGUUUGCUGGUUUAGCCCCCUCCCCCUUCCUUGAAAUUUAAAGUUUAUUCCUUUCUGUGGGUCUGGCUUGUUUGGCAGGUUUUCCUAGAGUGAAUGACAGACUGCAGGAACUGUUUUCUUCCGUGUUUAGAGGAAUUUUGUCCAUUUGCUUUGUUAUUUCCCUUUUCUCUGAAUUUUAAUUUCAUUCCUAGCCGGCGAUGCUAGCUAACGCUUCCUUCUUCCUUUUAUACUUAAGCAACGUUGCUAAUCCCAUCUGAUUGAGAAACUUCCAGGAGAAAGACAGAAGACCUAUCUGGUUGACUAUUUCCAAAAAAGGCAUCAAUUCUUCCAAUACUGUUUUUCCACCUGGAGCAAUAUUAAAGUGCAGACUUGUGGAAUAUUUAUGUCUUGUUUCAUGAACUGAACAUCUCUGAGACCCCAUGGGAUUGUCCUCUUUACUCUGUUAAUGCACAGCAGAGCAGGCGUUUUAAUCCCCUGGCUUCAUUUGCCUAUUGGGUGGCUCUGCUCAGGACUCCCCCACUCCUCACUUGGGAAUGCCCAGAGUGCACCAGGUCCCCUUGCUGGUCAGCUUCUGGUUGGCUCCAACCUGCUCUGACCUCAGGAGGGUGGGCGCACAGGCGGGAAGAGAAACCUCACAGCUGCCUUCCUCAUUGCAGGUGCCUUCUCCGAGUGGGGCGGCAGGGAGGGGACAUGGCCAGGAGGUUGCUGUCUGCCCAGGUGCAGGAUACAAAUGAAGGUGUCCUUUGAAUCCAGGACAGAAAACCAGCCUGAGUGGUGGUAUGUGGGGUGUGCAGGGGUCUGUGACAUUCAGGGACGUGGCCGUGUUCUUCAGCCAGGAUGAGUGGUUGCACCUGGACUCUGCCCAAAGAUGCUUGUACCGGGAGGUGAUGCUGGAGAACUACAGCAACCUGCUCUCACUCGGGAUCCUCUUUUCCAAGCCAAAGGUCAUCUCCCUAUUAGAGCAAGCAGACCACUGGCUGGUGAAAAAGGAAGUGCCUCGAGGCACCCGUCUAGGAUGGGAAAGUUUGUUUGCAACCACAGUUUCUGAGGAAAAAAAUCAGGAAGUCAUGAAAAAACUCACAAACGAUCCUUUUGACUUCAUGUUGAGAAACUCCUGUAUAAAUGACAACAGGUUUGAGAAACAACAAGGCAAAAAGAACACACUUUUCAGGAAAGCAUUAGUUACCGUCAAAAAAACCUACAUGAGGGAGAGGAACUUUAAAGGCACUGAGCUUGGGAAAAAUCUUGAUCUGAAAUCAUCACUUACUAGGAAGCCGGGCAUUGUUUCCAGGGGAAGGAAAGCCCGUUCCCAGCAGUACUCGAUCCUGUUUAAACAGCUAGGAGUUAACACAGUGCGUAAAUGCUACAAGUGUAACAUCUGCGGGAAGAUCUUCCUCCACAGCUCUUCCCUGAGUAAGCACCAGAGAAUCCAUACGGGAGAGAAGCUCUAUAAGUGUAAAGAAUGCAGGAAAGCCUUUAGCCAAAGCUCGUCCCUCACGCAGCACCUCCGAGUGCACACUGGGGAGAAGCCCUACAUCUGCCGCGAGUGCGGGAAAGCCUUCAGCUUCACCACUUCUCUCAUCGGACACCAGAGGAUGCAUACCGGAGAGAGGCCCUACAAGUGUGAGGAGUGUGGGAAGACAUUCAAGGGCAGUUCAUCCCUCAAUAACCACCAGCGAAUCCACACUGGAGAAAAGCCCUACAAGUGUAACGAGUGCGGGAGAGCCUUCAGCCAGUGCUCGUCUCUCAUCCAGCAUCAUAGAAUUCACACCGGAGAGAAACCAUACGAAUGCGGGCAGUGCGGGAAAGCCUUUACUUCCAUAUCCCGGCUCAGCAGACACCACCGCAUUCAUACAGGGGAGAAGCCCUUUCACUGUAAUGAGUGUGACAAAGUGUUCAGUUAUCACUCGGCCCUUAUUAUACAUCAGAGGACUCACACUGGAGAGAAACCGUAUGCCUGCAAAGAAUGUGGCAAAGCCUUCAGCCAAAGCUCAGCACUUAUCCAGCAUCAAAGGAUUCACACUGGAGAAAAACCCUACAAGUGCAACGAGUGUGGGAAAGCCUUCUCCUGGAUUUCACGGCUUAAUAUCCAUCACAGAAUUCACACUGGAGAGAAACCAUAUAGUUGCAAAGAAUGUGGGAAAGCUUUCAGUUCCCACUCAGCAGUUAACACUCAUCGGAAAAUUCAUACCGGCGAGAAACCUUACAAAUGUAAUGACUGUGAAAAAGCCUUCAACCAAAGCUCGGCUCUAAUUCAGCACCAGAGAAUCCACACGGGAGAGAAACCCUUUCACUGUGAAGUGUGCGGGAAGGCCUUCAGACAGAGUUCCUCCCUUAUGACACACCUGCGAAUUCACACGGGAGAAAAGCCUUACAAGUGCAAAGAAUGUGGGAAAGCAUUUAGCCAGAGCUCGUCUCUCACCAAUCACCAGAGGACCCACACUCGAGAAGAGCUGUGAGCAAAACGCAUGUGGGACUCUUCCAACCGAAAUGCAUUCCACACCAGACAUCCAGGACACCCUGGGAAGAAGUGGUGCGGACUAGUUGACUGGAGGUAAAACUUCAGGAGUGAGGCCUCUCAGACAUCAGAGAUUCCGUGAGGAAUGUUCGAAAAGUUUCUGGACAGUGUUUUGUUGGGUGUGCUUACAAUGUCGCUGACUACAAAAUCAAGAAUAUGGAAGACUGAAGGUUUAGUAUUUCUUUUUUAGAGAUGUAUGGUAAUAGCCCCAGCAUUCACAAGCAUUGAUAGAAAGCUGUUGAUGUAUGUAAAAGUCCAGGCUGCAGAUAAAUCCAGGAAUUGAUUUUUAAAACUGCAUUUAAGUAUUAUGCAAGCCAAUUGUACUAGAAAGAAUGCUUUUGGAAAAGAAUUGUACACAGAUGACCUGUAGCUACCUCACUGUCACUACAAAAAGACAAUAUUUUUUAUUGAUCUGAAAGUAGAUUCUGUACUUGGUGUUUGUUAAAAUGUUAGCAUUGCUUCUCUGCUUUCUAAGCCCAUUCACUAUAGAAGAGAAUCACUCUGUUGCUAUGCAGGGAUUCUGUUUUUCGAUUUUUCUUCUUGGCUACUUGUUCCAAAGUCUAAAGUCAUUGUAUUUUUAAAUCACAAAGUGCAUGGCAUUUUUUUCACUUGUCUUUAUGAGGAAGGGAUUGCCUUUGCUGCAUUAAACUGCGAAGUAAAGAUUAU
Molecule: messenger RNA, 3433 nt
Organism: Lepus europaeus (European hare)
Lineage: Eukaryota; Metazoa; Chordata; Mammalia; Lagomorpha; Leporidae
Gene: ZNF879
Product: zinc finger protein 879
Exons: 5
Coding region: 1029-2708 (559 amino acids)
Biological process (GO): negative regulation of transcription by RNA polymerase II
Molecular function (GO): DNA-binding transcription repressor activity, RNA polymerase II-specific
Source: RefSeq, a predicted model, not a curated record